AAGCUAACUGCAGGAUAGAGAGAGAGAGGAUGAGUCAAGUACUGCACCAUAUCAUUAAAAGCCCAGCUGGAGCAAACGACAUACGGCAUAUAUAUCUUCACACAAACGGAGUAUUCUUGAAGAGAUAAUAAUGCUCUCCUCACAGCCCCUGUUCCUGGGGACAGUGACCUGCGUGGUCCUAACCUUUGUCCUCUCUGUGACCUCCCUCCCUGCCGAUGCUGAGAAGGGAAGGAGGAAAGUUGUUCAUGUACUGGAGGAUGACACUGGAGCAGUGAUCGUUCAGACCGCCCCUGGUAAAGUGAUCACCCACCGGGGAGGCUCCAUCACUCUGCCCUGCCGCUACCACCACGAACCCGAAAGCUCCGACCCCAACCGCAUCCGCAUCAAGUGGACCAAGGUGACGGAUGCACUGGUGUUUGAGGACGUGUUUGUGGCGUUGGGCCUUCAGCAGAGGGUGUUCAGAUCAUACCGGGGUCGUGUGUCCCUAGAACAGAAUGGACCGGGAGACGCAUCUGUCAUCAUCCACAACGUCACUUUGGAGGACUACGGACGCUACGAGUGCGAGGUCACCAACGACAUGGAGGACGACACGGGAUUUGUCAACCUGGAUCUUGAAGGCGUGGUGUUCCCAUACUACCCACGGGUAGGGCGCUACAAGCUCAAUUACCACCAGGCUGAGGACGUGUGUAAGGAGCAGGAUGCCAUCCUGGCCUCCCAUGCCCAGCUCCACAAGGCCUGGCUAGAGGGCCUGGACUGGUGCAACGCAGGCUGGCUGGAGGACGGCUCUGUCCAGUACCCCAUCUCCCACCCCCGGGACCAGUGUGGCCAGAAGGACACCCCUGCAGGGGUACGCAACUACGGCUAUAGACACAAAGAGGAUGAGCGCUACGAUGCCUUCUGUUUCACCUCCAACCUCAAUGGUGAGGUGUAUUUCCUGAAGCGUUUUAAGAAGGUUAACUAUGCCGAGGCAGUGAAGGCGUGCCUGCGUGACAGCUCGGUGGUGGCCAAGGUGGGUCAGCUCUAUGCUGCCUGGAAGAUCCAGCUACUGGAUCGCUGUGAGGCCGGCUGGCUGGAGGACGCAAGUAUCCGCUACCCCAUCGUCAACCCACGCACCCGCUGCGGAGGGCCCCAACCGGGGGUCCGCCACCUGGGCUUCCCCGACUUGAAGUUCCGCCUCUACGGAGUUUACUGCUUCCGCAAGAACCAAGAGAAUGUUAAUGUUGAUGUAGUUAAGAUGACACAGCGCCCAGGGAAGAGCAGCAAGGACAUCCCCAUGAACACCACUACCACCAGAAACAUCUAGAGAGACUGAGAUGAGGGUUUAUUAGGAUCACUGCUGCUACAACAUAGCUCCAUCCAUUGCUUUAAAAUAAACAAUGUUGCUGAACAUUACUGACAAGACAUGCUAAUUUGCAGCAGGAUUCACCAGAAAGAGCGUGGUUCAGUUAGGGGCGGGAAUCUUUAUCUCUGUGAUUUCUCUUGUCUUAAAUGAGGUGGCAGUCAUGUUGAGGUUGGUUUGUGCGCCCACCAUUGUCUCAGAAAGGCUUAGCUAGUAAAUGCAUCAGAUCAUUAUUUCCCAGGCACAAAAAUGAAUGCCAUUGUUUACUAUGCGUUUAUGAGAGACCACAGGCAUGAUGGGGGCUCAGACUUCACAGUGUGUUCUGCUCUCCAUGUGGCUUCAUUUCUGAAGGAAAAGCAGACUACUAUCAUGCCUAAUCUAUCUGCAAAUGUUGCCAGGUGCCAGCAUGAUGCCCAAGCUUUGCCUGGCAUGGCAGAGCACUGCUUAGAGGUGCCCUUUGAGUUCUACUGCGCCCCCAGUCGUCCGCCUCCAUCCGGUUGCCAUGUUUGGGUAGAGCCAUCUGAAACGUUUCUCCUCAGUAACUAACUAAGCACUGGCAACCGUACCAGAGCUCAAUAAACAUAGUGAAUGUUGCACUUUAAAUUAGAUAUAUUUUAUGAGGAAAUGGUUAGUCUAUAGCAAGCAUGUUUUACCUGGAGCUAAUUUUAGUAACUGAUGCUGAUCUAACUGAACUUGGUUAUAGCUGCUUUAAUAGCUGCUUGAUUACACCAUGUUUCUAUGCAGCCAUAGCCAUUGAUUGCACUAUUUGUUCAAUUGUGAAAACCACAAUUUAACUGUAUCAGUAAUUAUCUUGAUGUAUGAAUUGUAUCUAUAGCGAGGGCUAUAUGCUGAAGCUGUGAUUCAAAAGUAAUAAAUUAGAUAUUGACAAUGUUGUUCAUUAAAACUGAUUCUGUGAGAUGA
Molecule: messenger RNA, 2260 nt
Organism: Oncorhynchus masou masou (cherry salmon)
Lineage: Eukaryota; Metazoa; Chordata; Actinopteri; Salmoniformes; Salmonidae
Product: hyaluronan and proteoglycan link protein 4-like
Exons: 5
Coding region: 131-1303 (390 amino acids)
Biological process (GO): cell adhesion; positive regulation of neuroblast proliferation; central nervous system development
Cellular component (GO): synapse; perineuronal net
Molecular function (GO): hyaluronic acid binding
Source: RefSeq, a predicted model, not a curated record